CAUGCGCCGCUCCCACGCUAUGGUGUAUGACGGACUCACUAGCGCACCACAGCUCCUGUGCUAGCACUCGCCUAACUUCAGUAAGGCGUCACUAGAACCCUUGCCCUCGCCGUUUAAGGAUCGUAGCAGGUCCCAUUUAAGGGGGUGAAGCCGGGACAUGGACACGACAGAAAACGUGGCGACACCGACUCAUCUAUUCGAAGGGCUCUCGGACUUGCAGAAGAGAGAGAUUGCCGGGAGGUGGCACUUGAAGGAUCGCCUUAUCCAACUGCCAAGGGCCCAUCACACGACAGCAGUGCCGCGUCGUAAAAGAAGACGAGAUUUUGCUGGAAGGAAGUGUGAGCCUAGUGAUAUAUUGCACUGACGAUGUGUGCCUUCGUUUCGCCUUGGAAGGCAACGUUCGGCUAUCUGCAGAACCCAAAUGGCCCAGCUCAAACCAAUCAGGGCUGAGUUGGGUAAAAUCCAUCCCCGCAAACGCAGGGCCUGCGACUGUGAAAGCCAGGGAAAUCCGGGAGGAUCCAGGCUGGAGAGACGCCAAGAUGCAAACCCACCUGCCGUUGAUUUUGUCAGGCCGCCCGCCAAGGGAUCUACAAUCGCCUGCCGAUCAUACAAGGAACGUCAGGACCCGGAUCGUCAUAAGAAGGAGAUAUAUAAACACCUCGACGGCCCACCGUGCGUGCACGCGCCGAAACAAAGAGACAUGUGCCAACGUGGGCAUUGCGGCAUGUUAGAUUGGGCGGACCGGACAAAACAGCCCUGCGAAGCCCAGGUCUUCUGGAUAGAGACUGCGGGGUGUGCACAGUAUGGGAUGUCUUGACGCAGGAACCCGACCUGGCGAGCCUCAACGUUGGCAUCACGUCUGGGUUGGAGCGUGCUGACGCCCUGCCGAAUCAACCGUUACGGACAUCCAAAUGAUAGCGAAAGUCACAUAAGAAUACGGGGAUGUGCAAUCCUCCCAUUUCAAGCAAACGUGAAUCUGCAGCGUCAGAUACAGAACUGAUGAUUGUGACGAGAAUAUCUCGAGCGGCGGCUCGUCUAUUUUGCU
This is a messenger RNA of Gaeumannomyces tritici R3-111a-1, 1045 nucleotides long. RefSeq lists its product as hypothetical. NCBI's taxonomy places the organism in Eukaryota, Fungi, Ascomycota, Sordariomycetes, Magnaporthales, Magnaporthaceae. The coding region runs from base 422 to 817 and encodes 131 amino acids. The record is from RefSeq and is a predicted model, not a curated record. The transcript has a single exon.